Molecule: messenger RNA, 1869 nt
Organism: Cynara cardunculus var. scolymus (artichoke)
Lineage: Eukaryota; Viridiplantae; Streptophyta; Magnoliopsida; Asterales; Asteraceae
Product: probable WRKY transcription factor 26
Exons: 5
Coding region: 57-1697 (546 amino acids)
Biological process (GO): regulation of DNA-templated transcription
Molecular function (GO): sequence-specific DNA binding; DNA-binding transcription factor activity
Source: RefSeq, a predicted model, not a curated record
AUUUCCAAUUUUUCUUCUCUGUGACCCUCUUCGACUAAAUACUCUCUCUCUCUCAAAUGACUUCUUCUGCCUCCAUUGAUGCACCUUCAAACACCUCCAAUUCUUUCUCUUUCAUGUCUUCUUACUCCGACAAACCUCCGCCCACCCGAACCGGCGGACUUGCUGCUCGAAUCGCCGAAAGAAUUGGCUCCGGUGUACCCAAAUUCAAGUCAAUUCCUCCACCUUCACUACCCAUCUCACCGCCGGCGGUCUCACCUUCUUCUUACUUCUCUAUACCACCAGGUCUAAGCCCAGCUGAGCUUCUCGAUUCCCCUGUUCUUCUUUCUUCUUCAAACAUUUUACCAUCUCCGACCACUGGUUCUUUCCCAUUUCAUGCUUUCAAUUGGAAGAAUCUAAGCAACAACAUCCAAAAUCAAGAACAGAGCAUCAAAAAGGAGCAAAAAAGCUUCUCAGAUUUCUCUUUUCAACCACAAUCAAAUUCAAAUCACGCCACUGAACAACCAUGGGAUCAUCAGAAACCCAGAGAUGAAGAUGAACAAGCUUUUAUCCAAUCAGAACACCCACCUCUGAUGCAAUGCUUCUCUCCUGAAAUCUCCACAAUUCAAACAGAUUCAAAUUCAAGUUUUCAAUCAGGUUAUGCCAACAAUUUCAACAAUCAAUCGACUCAGAAGAAAUCAGAAGAUGGAUAUAAUUGGAGAAAAUAUGGGCAAAAACAGGUGAAAGGAAGCGAAAACCCAAGAAGUUAUUACAAGUGCACGUAUCCAAAUUGUUCGAUGAAGAAGAAACUGGAGACGAAUUCCGAUGGUCAGAUUACAGAAAUUGUUUACAAGGGUAAUCAUAAUCAUCCGAAACCUCAAUCUACUCGAAGAUCAUCCUCUUCAUCGGCUUCCAAUACUUUACAGACUGGUCAAGUUUCCGGUAAUCAUGAGUUUCAGGAUUACCCUGAUCAGAGUUAUGCUUCUCAUGGAUCUGGGCAGUUUGAUUCUGUAGCAACACCGGAAAAUUCUUCACUUUCCGUCGGAGAUGAUGAAUUUGACCGGAGUAGUUGUCAGAGGAGUAGGUCCGGUGGGGAUGAGCUUGAUGAAGACGAACCUGAAGCCAAAAGAUGGAGGGCAUCAGAAAACGAAGGAAUAUCGAUGAUUGGAGGAACUAGGACUGUAAGAGAACCAAGAGUCGUGGUUCAAACCACAAGUGAUAUCGACAUACUUGAUGAUGGUUAUAGAUGGAGAAAAUACGGUCAAAAAGUAGUGAAAGGAAAUCCUAAUCCGAGGAGUUAUUAUAAAUGCACAAGUCCUGGUUGUUCGGUCAGAAAACACGUAGAGCGAGCAUCUCAAGACUUGCGAUCAGUGAUAACAACCUAUGAGGGAAAACACAACCACGACGUCCCAAUGGCUCGUGGGUCUGGUCAUCGCUUGCCACCCACCACCAUGGCAAUUAAGCCGACGACAGUCUCCCAUUACCAACCCAACAACUCAAUGGUCGAUCCGAUUCGUGGAUCCAGGCGUCCUCCGUCAUCCGAGGAUCAAGCACCAUUUACACUCGAGAUGUUGCAGAGUCCCGGAAGUUUCAAAUUUUCGAGAUUUGAAAAUGCACUGAGGGCAAAUUACGUUGAUCAACAACAAGAUUCGGAAAGAGCGUUUUCCGGAGCCAAGGACGAACCUCGAGAUGACUUUUUCUUGGAGUCGUUGCUAUUCUGAAGUUCUUUUCUAAGGAGGGUUGAUAAUCACACUUAAUAAUAAUACUUAAAGGGGUUAAAUAGAAUAUUUAUAAGAAUGAUUCUUUUGUUGUUUAAUACUUCCAUUGCCAAUUUGUUUGUUGUGUGAAUAAUUUUUGGUAAAAAAUUACAAUAGAAGCGUAUCGACCUUUUUA